ACAGUUACGUUACUUCAACAUGCCAGAGCCUUCACGCUCGGCUCCCGCCCCCAAAAAGGGCUCUAAAAAAGCCAUCACGAAGGCACAGAAAAAGGACGGCAAGAAGCGCAAGCGCGGCCGCAAAGAGAGCUACUCCAUCUACGUGUACAAGGUGCUGAAGCAGGUGCACCCGGACACCGGCAUCUCGUCCAAGGCCAUGGGCAUCAUGAACUCGUUCGUCAACGACAUCUUCGAGCGCAUCGCCAGCGAGGCGUCCCGCCUGGCGCACUACAACAAGCGCUCCACCAUCACGUCGCGCGAGGUGCAGACGGCCGUGCGCCUGCUGCUGCCGGGCGAGCUGGCCAAGCACGCCGUGUCCGAGGGCACCAAGGCCGUCACCAAGUACACCAGCUCCAAGUGAGCGCGCCGCGGCUCCCCGUGCACCCAAAGGCUCUUUUCAGAGCCACCUCCAUGCUUGAAAAAGGAGCGUGUUACCCUUUUUUGUCGGAGUUGGGGCG
Molecule: messenger RNA, 497 nt
Organism: Erinaceus europaeus (western European hedgehog)
Lineage: Eukaryota; Metazoa; Chordata; Mammalia; Eulipotyphla; Erinaceidae
Product: H2B.U histone 2
Exons: 1
Coding region: 20-400 (126 amino acids)
Cellular component (GO): nucleosome
Molecular function (GO): structural constituent of chromatin; protein heterodimerization activity; DNA binding
Source: RefSeq, a predicted model, not a curated record